AUGUCGGAAGAAAAAAGUUAUUUUUCAGAGGAAGGGCCGGCUCUGGUUACAGAAAGAAUUAAGACUUUCUUCGACAGAGCUCCUCAUUAUAAAUGGGAAGGUGAAGUGGGUGCCGGAGCUAACGGCAUCGUAUACAAGAUCGAACGUUCCGGUUCCGCCGAUGGAGAAUUAAGAACAUUAGCAGUUAAAAUUGCCCCGAUAGAUGUCGACUUGGGAGGCAAUAAAUCGUAUGAGGAAGGUCAUGGUGAUGAAUACGAAGACACACCGGAUGAAAUCCUAUCUAUGAUGAGAGAAAAGAUCUGGUUAAAGAGGCUUCGCAACGGCUUACAUAUAAUAAAAUCGUUAGACUUGCCUGACGAUCCGCUUGCCCAGACGCCCGACGGGAUCUUACCACAUCGAAUGCGAACCUGGAUUUUCAUGGAAUACGCGGAGAAUGGUGGACUGAGAACCCUCGUACAAAGGCACAAAGAGCAAUACAGAGAAGCAAUGCCAAACCGCCUACUAUGGAGAUUCUUCAUGUGUUUGGUGAGGGGCUGCUUAGAGAUGGCCUACUAUAAUGCUACCGUAAACGGGCAGAGUGUAGAUCCAAAAACGGCCAGCAUCGACGAACUGAGCUUGAUAGAACCAGGAGAUCUGGCCCACCAAGAUUUAGGUAGCCACAAUAUUGUUGUCGGUGCUAUGGCUCCCGAUGCAAGUGUCGAGCAUAACGCAACCCCGAUCUUGAAGUUAAUCGAUUUUGGUGAGGCAGGAGUCGUGGACCCAAAUUCCGAUUAUCACCAACGCAACGGUUCACAAAUGAACCUUAAUGAAAUAUCCCGGAUUAUGUCAUUCCUUAUAUUACAAGACGACGGAGAGUUGCGAGAGGUGGAAGUGACCGUCGAUGGCCAAACUUUCAAAACCCCCGGGCGCUCAUUAUACGAGCAUCAUGAUGAGCUUAUAACACAUGGCGUAGAUGAAGACCUCUUAAAUUUGGUAUAUAGGGGCAUGGCGUUGGGGCGGGAUGGGCGGUUAAGUCUGAUUGAAGUGGCAAGGAUCGUCCACGAGAGAGUUUUGAAUAGGGGUCAUAAUGGUAUCGAGCAAGAAACAGAUCAAUCUAUAAGAGAGAGACUUGUCGCUUUGAUUCACAACGGAGAUACGUAACCUUCAACGUAUCGUAGGGACUCGGGUUUGGAUUCGGAUGAUGAUCACCUGGGCAGACAAAUCCUUGUAGGCUCAAUUCACAGAUUAGGGAUUUCUCUCCACGUUAAUCGUAGUGAUAGAUUUUAG
Messenger RNA from Annulohypoxylon maeteangense, 1266 nucleotides. RefSeq lists its product as uncharacterized. The record is from RefSeq and is a predicted model, not a curated record. The transcript is spliced from 5 exons. Bases 1 to 1140 code for a protein of 379 amino acids. Gene Ontology annotation, biological process: protein phosphorylation. Gene Ontology annotation, molecular function: ATP binding; protein kinase activity. Lineage: Eukaryota; Fungi; Ascomycota; Sordariomycetes; Xylariales; Hypoxylaceae.